AUGCGAAAGUUGGAAUGGGACGAAAUGGGAGUGAAGGUCGACGGUCGGCAGCUACACCAUUUGCGCUUUGCUGAUGACAUCGUACUGAUAACACCUAGCAUCGGCCAAGCGGAACGAAUGCUGACCGAAUUCGACGAAACAUGUGGAUGCAUCGGUCUUCAGCUGAAUCUACAAAAGACGAUGUUCAUGCGGAACGGAUGGGUCUCGGAUGCCACAUUCACGCUCAACGGAACGAACAUAUCCGAAUGCACCAGCUACGUUUAUCUGGGUCGGGAACUGAACAUGAUGAACGACCUGACCCCCGAGCUGGGCAGAAGGAGACGAGCGGCUUGGGGAGCGUACAAGAGCAUCGAGGAUGUAGUGAAGAAGACCAGGAACACCCGGCUCCGUGCUUACCUCUUCAACACCACCGUACUUCCUGCUUUGACCUAUGCUUCGGAAACCUGGGCAUUUCGCAAGCAGGAAGAAAACGCGGUGAGCGUCAUUGAACGCGCAAUUGAGAGAGUGAUGCUAGGAGUAUCCCGUUUCACGCAAGUGAGGGACGGGAUUCGAAGUUCUCUCCUACGUCAGCGAUCGAAGAUUAGAGACGAUGCCGCGUUUGCCAAGGAAAGUAAAAUAAGGUGGGCCGGACACGUGAUGCGCUUUGAUGACAACCGUUGGACCAGAGCCGUGAGCGACUGGGUUCCCCGCGAUAUUAAGCGCACUACAGGAAGACCGUCGACCCGAUGGUCAGAUUUCUUCACGAAGUCCUUUAAAGAAAAGUAUGGUGCUCUUCGUGUCCCACGCGAAAGGAGGAACCACUGGGCUACUCUGGCACGCGAUCGGGACAAAUGGAAGAAUUACUGGCGCCCGCUCGACCAGUUCGAAGAUCAACGGGAGUCGAGGUGA
Molecule: messenger RNA, 888 nt
Organism: Necator americanus (New World hookworm)
Lineage: Eukaryota; Metazoa; Nematoda; Chromadorea; Rhabditida; Ancylostomatidae
Exons: 1
Coding region: 1-888 (295 amino acids)
Source: RefSeq, a predicted model, not a curated record